Trichoderma atroviride IMI 206040 is the source of this 1170-nucleotide messenger RNA. RefSeq lists its product as uncharacterized. Lineage: Eukaryota; Fungi; Ascomycota; Sordariomycetes; Hypocreales; Hypocreaceae. Gene Ontology annotation, molecular function: aspartic-type endopeptidase activity. The record is from RefSeq and is a predicted model, not a curated record. Gene Ontology annotation, biological process: proteolysis.
AUGCUCUUCUCUUCCCUCGCCGUUGUUGCGGCCGCAACUGCCGCCCUGGCAUCUCCCGUCAAGCCCAGCGGCAAGGCCAAGACCGUCACUCUGCCCGUCAAGCGCGUCUCCAACGUCAAGUCGGCCAAGAGCCUCGUGCAAAAGGGCCACGCCCGUCUGGCCAAGGUCAACGGCGUCAAGGCCGUCGGCAACGAGGACGUCAGCUCGGGCUCCAUCACCAACGAGGACGUCAGCUACGUUGCCCAGGUCACCAUUGGCGAUGGAAGCUACAGCCUCAUUGUCGACACUGGAUCCUCCAACCUCUGGUGCGGUGCCCAGAGCCAGUGCGAGCCCUCGUCCACCGGCCAGUCCACCGGCGCCUCCGUCCAGGUCGGCUACGGCUCCGGCUCCUUCUCCGGCACCGAGUACACGGACAAUGUCAGCUUCGGCGGCCUGACGGUCCAGGGCCAGUCCGUGGGCGCUGCCGACCAGGCCUCGGGCUUCAACGGCGUCGACGGCAUCAUCGGCUUCGGCCCCGUGGAUCUGACGGCAAACACCGUCGACGGCGCCGACCAGGUGCCCACCUUCAUGGACAACCUCUACAGCCAGGGCUCCAUCUCCAGCGAGGUGCUGGGCGUCUCCUUCAGGCCCGAGUCCGGCAGCGACUCGGACGACGCCAACGGCGAGCUGACGCUGGGCGGCACCGACAGCUCCAAGUACUCGGGCUCCAUCACCUACUUCGACACGCUGCAGAGCGGCCAGGCGGCCAGCUACUGGGGCAUCUCCAUCGCCAGCUUCACCUACGGCUCGACCACGCUGGCCUCGUCCGCCACCGGCAUCGUCGACACCGGCACCACGCUCAUCUACAUCCCCACAAAGGCCUACAACAAGCUGCUGUCUGCCGCCGGCGGCUCGGCCGACCAGUCCGGCCUCACUGCCUUUUCCUCCAAGCCCACGUCCAACUUCAACAUCAAGUUUGGCUCGUCCACCUUCUCCCUCACCCCGGCCCAGUACCUGGUCCCAACCUCGCAGUACGACGAGUUUGGCCUCAGCCAGGGCCAGUACUACGCCUUCUUCGCCGACGGUGGCAGCUCCGGCGUCGACACCAUCAUUGGCCAGAAGUUUUUGGAAAACUACUACUCCGUCUUUGACACCACAAACUCUCGCAUCGGCUUUGCUACCGCCGUAUAA